CACCCGAGGCUGGGCAGUCCGGAGCGAGGCCCCCUCCGGAAGGUGAGGGGAAUGGAUUGGGCUCCGGUGGGGAAGGCGGGUGUCUCGAAGUGGUACUAAUGGGAAGAGAUCGCUGGCUUCCUGGGAGGAUGCGCUGUCACAAAGAGCGGCUCUCGCGCCGGCCUGGGCUCUAGCCCGGGAAGAUCCCGGGAGAACUCCGAGCCCCAAGCGCUCCACAAGACCCGGGUCAACAUGCCUGUUCGCAGGGGGCAUGUGGCACCGCAAAACACAUUCCUGGGGACCAUCAUACGGAAAUUUGAAGGGCAAAAUAAAAAAUUUAUCAUUGCAAAUGCCAGAGUGCAGAACUGUGCCAUCAUCUAUUGCAAUGAUGGAUUCUGUGAGAUGACUGGUUUCUCCAGGCCAGAUGUCAUGCAGAAGCCCUGCACCUGCGACUUUCUCCAUGGACCGGAAACCAAGAGGCACGAUAUUGCCCAAAUUGCCCAGGCAUUGCUGGGGUCAGAGGAGAGGAAAGUGGAGGUCACGUACUAUCAUAAAAAUGGGUCCACUUUCAUUUGUAACACUCACAUAAUUCCAGUGAAAAACCAAGAGGGUGUGGCUAUGAUGUUCAUCAUUAACUUUGAAUAUGUGACAGAUGAAGAAAAUGCUACCUCCCCAGAGAGGGUAAACCCAAUAUUACCAGUCAAAACUGUAAACCGUAAACUUUUUGGGUUCAAAUUCCCUGGUUUGAGAGUUCUCACAUAUAGAAAGCAGUCCCUACCACAGGAAGACCCAGAUGUGGUAGUCAUAGACUCAUCAAAGCACAGUGAUGACUCAGUGGCCAUGAAGCAUUUCAAAUCUCCCACGAAAGAGAGCUGCAGUCCCUCUGAAGCAGAUGAUACAAAAGCCUUGAUCCAACCCAGCCAAUGUUCUCCUCUGGUGAACAUAUCAGGACCUCUGGACCAUUCUUCUCCCAAAAGGCAAUGGGACCGACUCUACCCUGACAUGCUGCAGUCCAGUUCCCAACUAACUCACUCCAGAUCAAGGGAAAGCCUCUGCAGCAUACGAAGAGCAUCCUCAGUUCAUGACAUAGAAGGGUUCAGUGUGCACCCCAAGAACAUCUUUAGAGAUCGACAUGCCAGUGAAGACAAUGGUCGCAAUGUCAAAGUUUCACGAUCGUGGAUGGCAGGGGGGCCUUUUAAUCAUAUCAAGUCAAGCCUCCUGGGAUCCACGUCAGAUUCAAACCUCAACAAAUACAGCACCAUCAACAAGAUUCCACAACUCACUCUGAAUUUUUCUGAUGUCAAAACUGAAAAAAAGAAUUCAUCCCCUCCUUCUUCAGAUAAAACUAUUAUUGCACCCAAGGUUAAAGAUCGAACACACAAUGUGACAGAGAAAGUAACCCAGGUUCUUUCUUUGGGAGCAGACGUCCUGCCAGAAUAUAAACUGCAGACACCACGCAUCAACAAGUUUACAAUAUUGCACUACAGCCCCUUCAAAGCAGUCUGGGAUUGGCUCAUUUUGCUCUUGGUCAUUUACACUGCUAUAUUCACUCCCUACUCUGCAGCCUUUCUCCUCAAUGACAGAGAAGAACAGAAAAGGCGAGAAUGUGGCUAUUCUUGUAGCCCUUUGAAUGUGGUAGACUUGAUUGUGGAUAUUAUGUUUAUUAUAGACAUUCUCAUAAACUUCAGAACAACCUAUGUAAAUCAGAAUGAAGAAGUGGUAAGUGACCCUGCCAAGAUAGCCAUCCACUACUUCAAAGGCUGGUUCCUGAUCGACAUGGUUGCCGCUAUUCCUUUUGACUUGCUCAUCUUUGGGUCAGGUUCUGAUGAGACAACAACCUUAAUUGGUCUUUUGAAGACUGCUCGACUCCUACGUCUUGUGCGAGUGGCCAGGAAACUGGAUCGAUACUCAGAAUACGGUGCUGCAGUUCUGAUGCUCUUAAUGUGCAUCUUUGCUCUGAUUGCUCACUGGCUGGCUUGCAUUUGGUAUGCAAUUGGGAAUGUAGAAAGGCCAUAUCUGACUGACAAAAUUGGAUGGUUGGAUUCCUUAGGACAACAAAUUGGGAAACGUUACAAUGACAGUGACUCAAGUUCUGGACCAUCUAUUAAAGACAAAUACGUCACAGCACUUUAUUUUACCUUCAGCAGUCUAACCAGUGUAGGAUUUGGAAAUGUGUCUCCUAACACCAAUUCGGAGAAAAUCUUUUCAAUUUGUGUCAUGUUGAUUGGCUCCCUAAUGUAUGCAAGUAUUUUUGGGAACGUUUCUGCAAUUAUUCAAAGACUAUACUCGGGAACUGCCAGGUACCACAUGCAGAUGCUGCGAGUAAAAGAGUUCAUUCGCUUCCACCAAAUCCCCAACCCUCUGCGGCAACGUCUUGAAGAAUACUUCCAGCAUGCAUGGACUUACACCAAUGGCAUUGACAUGAACAUGGGAUUUCCAGAAUGCUUACAAGCUGAUAUCUGUCUACAUCUAAACCAAACUUUGCUGCAAAAUUGCAAAGCCUUUCGAGGCGCAAGUAAAGGUUGCCUUAGAGCUUUGGCAAUGAAGUUCAAGACCACGCAUGCACCUCCAGGAGAUACCCUUGUUCAUUGUGGGGAUGUCCUAACUGCACUUUAUUUCUUAUCCAGAGGCUCCAUUGAAAUCCUCAAAGAUGACAUUGUGGUAGCUAUUCUUGGAAAAAAUGAUAUCUUUGGAGAAAUGGUUCACCUUUAUGCCAAACCUGGCAAGUCUAAUGCAGACGUACGAGCUCUUACAUACUGUGACUUGCACAAAAUUCAACGAGAAGACUUGUUGGAGGUUUUAGAUAUGUAUCCAGAAUUUUCUGACAACUUUCUAACAAAUCUAGAGCUGACUUUCAACCUACGGCAUGAGGGUGCAAAGGCUGAUCUUUUACUACGAUCCCAAUCCAUGAAUGAUUCUGAAGGGGUCAACUUUAAACUGCGAAGGAGGAGACUGUCUUUUGAAAGUGAUGGAGAGAAAGAUUUUGGCAAAGAAAAUAGCACAAAUGAUCCUGAGGACUCUACAGAUACUAUAAGACAUUAUCAGAGUUCCAAGAAACACUUUGAAGAGAAAAAAAGUAGAUCAUCAUCUUUUGUUUCCUCCAUUGACGACGAGCAGAAGCCCCUCUUCUCAGGGAUAGUUGAUUCUACUCCCAGAAUAGGAAAAGCUUCUGGGCUCCAUUUUGAAGAAACCAUCCCCACCUCAGGAAGAAUUCGCAUAGAUAAGAAAAGUCAGUCUUGCAAAGAUAUCACUGACAUGCAGAGCUGGGAAGGAGAGCGUGCAGGGGCUCAGCCUGAAGAGCCCAGUCCCUCAGUACUUCAGCGAGCUGCCUGGGGUAUCUCUGAAACGGAAAGUGACCUCACCUAUGGGGAAGUGGAGCAAAGAUUAGAUUUGCUUCAAGAACAACUUAACAGACUUGAAUCACAAGUGACAACAGAUAUCCAAACCAUCUUACAGCUGCUGCAGAAACAAACCACGGUGGUCCCCCCAGCCUAUAGCAUGGUGACUGCGGGAGCAGAGUAUCAGAGGCCCACACUCCAUUUGCUGAGAGCCAGUCACCCCAGGGCAUCCAUUAAGACUGACCGCAGUUUCAGCCCCUCUUCACAAUGUCCAGAAUUCCUAGACCUUGAAAAAUCUAAACUUAAAUCCAAAGAAUCUCUCUCAAGCAGAAUGCAUCUGAACACAGCUUCAGAAGACAACUUGACUUCACUUCUAAAACAAGAUAGGGACGUCUCUUUGGAGCUCCACCUGCGGCAAAGGAAAACAUACCUGCAUCCCAUCAGGCACCCAUCUUUGCCAGACUCUUCCCUAAGCACUGUAGGAAUGUUGGGUCUUCACAGGCAUGUUUCUGACCCUGGUCUUCCAGGGAAAUGAUCAUUUUGUACUAUUUAUUCCACAUGCAACGUAAGUGCUUUUAAUGGCUGUUUUCCUUUUUGUAUUUAAAUCCUCUUUACUUGACUCAGGGGCUCACAAGGUACCAUUAUAUGCAAAAGUACUGUAUAUUUUCCUAAAUUGAAGCUUGUAAGGUAAAGUUGUGCAGUUAGGAUGUAAAUAUCCAUAAGCAUUUGGUUCCAAAUGUUAAGACGGCCAGCAUCUCAUGGCAUGUUAUUUUUUAUUUUUGUUUUUUAAAUCAUAUGCAUGCUAAGAAACUCCAGUUUCUCUUGCAUGGAGAUGCCCUGCUCACUGCUUUCACUGAACCAGUACUUCAUUAUGAAAAUGCCUUCCAAGCAAAUUAGAAACCAAGGGAUAACAGUGUUCAUGGAUACAAUUUAGAUGAACCUUGACUUUUGGGAAUUCAAGGGGGACAAAGAGGAAUUAGUCACUUUUAUGAACAGAUAUAGAUAGCUCAUUAUCUUUGUUUCUCCAUAAUGAGAAAAAAAAAGAUGAAAAGUUUUGAGUUUUAAAUCUCAGACAGCAAAAGGAGUUACCUCCAAAAAUAGGAAAGAGUUAAAAUGAAUUUUUUCCUCCAACA
Jaculus jaculus (lesser Egyptian jerboa) is the source of this 4450-nucleotide messenger RNA. It is a transcript of the gene Kcnh7, whose product is annotated as potassium voltage-gated channel subfamily H member 7. The coding region runs from base 232 to 3852 and encodes 1206 amino acids. Gene Ontology annotation, cellular component: membrane. The record is from RefSeq and is a predicted model, not a curated record. Gene Ontology annotation, molecular function: inward rectifier potassium channel activity. The transcript has 17 exons. Lineage: Eukaryota; Metazoa; Chordata; Mammalia; Rodentia; Dipodidae. Gene Ontology annotation, biological process: membrane repolarization during action potential; potassium ion transmembrane transport.